GCGGAACGAGGCUUCUGGGAGAGGCCGGGACGGGUUAUGUGGAACCAUAUCACUUUCACCCUCGUCUCCCAAUAUCCACGACACUCUUUGUCUAUAUCCUGCUCCCCAUUAUUCCGAACUUCCAAAAACAAGUGCCAGGAAUUUAGCAUGGGCAGACAGCAAAUAUUGAACCUACUGAACUUCAGGGAUAGAAUAAAAUCUGUCAACAUGGUUCCAUGUAACAUGAUACACUCGUCUUCUGUGAGCUUCAAAAUAAAAAAUAAAGAGCACACAAAAACCUUCCCAGUAUUAGAUGGCGGCAUCCCUUCCCUGUAUAGACAUGUAUUUGAAAGCAAUGCAAAGAACAGUGAGAUCUGCAUUCAGAGAUACUCAGAGUUGCUUGUGAAGGUCAAUAAAGGAGGAGGAAAAAAUGCGGUAUUACGUCACACUGAGAGGAACAAGAAGUUGCUUGUUCGUGAACGCAUAAAGAUGCUUCUUGAUGAUGAACCUUUCCUUGAGCUCUCCCCUUUUGCAGGCCUUGAUAUGCCUUACGGUGAUGUUCCUGCUGCAGGAUGUCUCACUGGAAUCGGAAAAAUCUGUGGAGUCUGGUGUGUCUUCAUAGCAAAUGAUGCAACAGUGAAAGGUGGGACUAUUUAUCCUAUUUCAGUGAAGAAACAACUAAGAGCUCAAGAAAUAGCAAUUAAAAAUAGACUUCCAUCUGUUUACCUUGUGGACAGCGGGGGAGCAUUCUUACCUCUUCAGGCAGAGCUGUUUCCUGAUCAAUUCCAUGGAGGCCGAAUUUUCUACAAUGAGGCUGUGAUGUCUGCAUUGAGAAUCCCUCAGGUGGCAGUUGUAUGUGGCUCUUGUACUGCAGGAGGUGCUUAUGUUCCUACAAUGGCAGAGGAAACAGUCAUUGUAGAUAAAAUUGGUACAAUGUUCCUUGCUGGGCCCCCUUUAGUUAAAGCUGCUACAGGAGAAGACAUUCAUCCUGAUGAACUGGGAGGAGCCAACCUGCACUCAAAGGUCAGUGGCUGUGUUGACCAUUUUGCAUCUUCAGAAAAAGAAGCAUAUGAAUGUGUUAGAAAUAUUAUUUCAACACUGAAUUAUGAAAUUCCUCUAGAAGAGACUCUAGAGUUUGACAAUCCCUUGUACAAUGCUGAUGAGCUGCUGGGACUUGCACCACAAGAUUAUAGCUACACUCUACACAUAAAAUUGAUUCUGAGUCGUAUGAUAGACGGCAGCAAGUUCCAGGAAUUCAAAGCUAAUUAUGGAACAACCUUAGUAACAGGAUUUGCCUACAUAGAAGGACAGCUAGUUGGAAUAGUAGCUAACAACGGUGAGCUGACCCGUGAUGCUUCUUUAAAGGGUUCCCACUUCAUACAGCUUUGCAGCCAACGAAACAUUCCAAUCCUGUUUGUUCUGAAUACAGCUCCAUGUGCAGCAGAGCCAACCAGUCUUGCACAAGCAGAGGAUCAUACUAAUAGAUUAAAGGCACAAGCCUCCAUGAUGGCUGCUGUUGCUUGUGCUCCUGUCCCCAAGAUAACCCUUGUGAUUGGUGGCUGCUAUGGAAAUGAGAGUUAUGCUAUGUGUGGGAGGUCCUUUGAUCCAAACUUCCUGUUCCUCUGGCCUAAUGCAAGAAUUGCCCUUGUGGAUGGAAGACAUUUCCCCACAUUUUCAUUGAUCUGGGAUGAUGAUUGCCCAGGAGCAAAAGUAGACUUAACACUAUUAAAGGAAAAACUAGAGGAAGAAAGUAGUGCAUUUUACUCGUCUGCCAGGAUCUGGGAUGAUGGUGUAAUCCUACCUCAACAUUCAAGAAAGGUUAUUGCACAAUGUUUAAGAAUUAUGAAACAGCAGAAAUAUCAGACCAUGUCUCUGCAGCAGUAUUCUCUUCCUGUCAUACGAAUAUAAGCCUAUAAAGAACUGGAUUUGAACAUUAUGCUGAUGACAAAUUAUGAUCAUUCAUAUUUUAAUAUUGUAAUAGGAAUACCAUUAUGAGAUCAAAAUAUGAAAGCGUAGCUGAACUUCAAGAGAUGUUGUAUAUAUCUCUUCAACUCAACCAUGUUUCUAUUCUUGUCUUUACUCCAUUGGUAGGAUACUUUAAAUGUAGGUAUUUUGUGCUGAAUAUGAAUUAUUAUUCACAGAUUUUAUUACUUUUCCAAGAUUCUAGACAGCCCCCACAGUUCAAAACAUUUUUUUUAAAUACAGAAACAUAGAAGAACAGCAACAAACCACACCCUCCCAAGUGGACUAACCAGACCAUCUGCAAGCUAGACAGGGAACAGGCACUUUGACACACCUUCUGAAAGGCCCAGAAAGAGGUGCAGCUGCACAAACUGGGGAGAUGACUCCACAAUGUUUGGCCAAUUGAUAUGAAGGCCCUGCUUCUAACCACAACAGUUCUCACCUCUCACAGAGUUCGCAUAGGAAAACAGCUAGAUUAGUUGGUCAAAGCUGAGAAUAAGGUCAGUAGAAGGAGAUGUGUUCUCUAAGAUAUGUGCACCCACAUGAACUUUAAUAAUUUUCAUGUAAUUUUAC
Elgaria multicarinata webbii is the source of this 2514-nucleotide messenger RNA. Its product is annotated as methylcrotonoyl-CoA carboxylase beta chain, mitochondrial-like. Lineage: Eukaryota; Metazoa; Chordata; Lepidosauria; Squamata; Anguidae. Gene Ontology annotation, molecular function: methylcrotonoyl-CoA carboxylase activity. Bases 37 to 1887 code for a protein of 616 amino acids. Gene Ontology annotation, biological process: L-leucine catabolic process. Gene Ontology annotation, cellular component: mitochondrion; methylcrotonoyl-CoA carboxylase complex. The record is from RefSeq and is a predicted model, not a curated record. The transcript has 13 exons.